Messenger RNA from Purpureocillium takamizusanense, 3159 nucleotides. It is a transcript of the gene npr3, whose product is annotated as Nitrogen permease regulator 3. The record is from RefSeq and is a predicted model, not a curated record. The transcript is spliced from 3 exons. Gene Ontology annotation, cellular component: GATOR1 complex. Gene Ontology annotation, biological process: TORC1 signaling; positive regulation of autophagy; cellular response to amino acid starvation. Bases 198 to 2351 code for a protein of 717 amino acids. NCBI's taxonomy places the organism in Eukaryota, Fungi, Ascomycota, Sordariomycetes, Hypocreales, Ophiocordycipitaceae.
CUCCAAACUCCAACCUCACUCGUCACCACCACCACCCCCCGGCUGCCCCACCUCGGCGGCAUUGCCAGCUUGAUCUCGGCCGCUCCCCAGCUCCGUGUCCAUUCGAUACCGGACCUGCCACCGGCCCCGGCCAUGCCGCGCGUACCGUAGUCGGCCGCCAGUGCCAUGCUCGCCGCCUCUGACGUCCUACCGCGGCCAUGACCUGCAUCAACUCCGACAACUUCCUGGCCGUCGCCCUCGUCAUCAACCGCUCUCGCGACGGCCCGGCUUUUGUCUUUCACUACCCACCCAACGUUCAGCCGCCCGUUUCCAGCGCCGCGGAAUCUGCCGAGACGGUGCAUGACGCCGAGGACCUCCUUUUGGAACGCCUAUCCGUCCACACGCGCAGGGAGAGCGACGUCGGGACCGCCUCCGCCCAGCACCGUCAUCACGAUGACCACCUCAUGACCGAGUCCGGCACGCAAAUCGUCCCCUGGGAGCACGUGGCUGGGUUUCCCAUUCGCGACCUGGCUGGUAUUCUGACACCGGCACGCCCCUACCACAAGAAGCUCUUCCAGCUUUCACUCGAUCCGCUACUAUGCAUCUCCUAUCCCAUUCAUGUGCCGGAAAACGGCAAAUGGAAGAAGCCGAAGAAGGCCGACAAGGCGGGCGCCCGCUCUGCCAGCUCGCGGAUAGCUGACGACAACAUUGCCCCCCACGAGACGGAGCCUCCCCCGCCUCCCCCGCCUCGUCCCGAGGCUGUUGCUGCCAAGGACAAGGACGGCAAGAAGGAAGACGCCGAUGACGAGAAGCGAAGCUCCAUGACCAUGUUUAGCCUCGUCUUCAUCUUGAAUCCGAAGAGGCAUGAGGUCCGAGAGCUCGUCGACAGCCUGUAUAGCAACAUUGUGAAGAAGGUCAACAAGGCCUACAAGUACAGCCAGCAGCAUAGCGACUUUAUCUGGAAGGAGUCGAAGCGGAUACUCGCCGCAAAGGACAAGGCACGGGAAGACAAAAAGAAAAUGAGCGUGCUGUGGAAAGAGCUGCUUCAAACGUCGUCGCUGGCCGCAUCGGUCCACGAUAUCUAUGAGGCCGUCUCGCAGAACAGAAUCGCCACUCUUCACCUGGACACGGCUGCCGGCGUGCUGUCGCCUUCGGUCCAGGUCCCUGCACCAUUCUACGUGUCUGACCUCCCGAACGAGCAUGAGGGCGUCCAGCGGGGCCUCUGGCUCACCACGGCGAAUGCCUUCCUGAGCCAGGAUGCCCUCGAGGAGCCCGGCUUUCUCGACCGCAACUUUGCCCUGUUGCUCAUGGACGACGAAAAGAAGAUCAUCUCGGAGCUUCAGACCGACAGAGAUCCGACCACCCUCUCCAUGAUAGAGUUCGUUCGGCUUGCCAAGCCGACCAUGUCCUUUUACCAAGUCGGGCAGACCAACAGCGUUCUUACCCUGGGCCAGGUUCGCAAGUACGCCCAGCAUUUCAUCUUUUGGCGCCGUGCCAUCGCGAUCCCGCCCCUCCACGCCCGCGAUGUGUACGUCGUGUCACCCAACUGCGACCUGUCGCGCCUCCCCGAGGCGUCGCAGGAUUGGCAGCGCGCCUUUCCCAUCGCCCCGCCGCUGCCCAACUUCCUGGCCGAGCUUUCCAUGUGCCCCAAGCCGUAUAAGACGUUCUGCUCCAGCAAGGCCUAUCGCCCGCUCUACCUCCGCAUGCUGGCGUGGCUCAUGCGGGGCGGCUGGGUCACCCAGCUGUGCACCUUUGCCUACGUCGUGGUCUGGCCCGAGAUCCUCUACGAGGUCGACUACGAGAUCGAGGCUGAGGAGUUGGCCGCCUCCGCCGAGGAGGCCCGCGCCCAGGACGAGGGCAACAGUAACGGAGCGACCGGCCCGUCUACGCCGCCCAACGGCUCCGCCACGGCUCCGCCCGCCGAGACGCUUCCGGACGAAGCAGGCAUGACGAGCUCCACCUCGGCCGCCCGCCCGACGGCCGAGCACGCCGCCGAGAUGGCCCGCCUCGAGCGCAUUGCCCUCAAGGCCACCCGCGACGCCGCCGACAAGGCCACGGCGCACGCGCGCAAGACGGUCCCCGUGGCCACGGCCCGCCCCUCGACCAACGACGCCCUCCACCUCGCGGGCAUCACGCCGCACAUCAUCCUCGACGCCAAGAAGGCCACGGGCAAGGAGUCGCGCUACCUGUCCGCCGUCGCGCACCGCCUGCGCGACGAAAAGGUCCGCUCCGCCUGGCAGCUCAUGUGCAAGUACUUUGACGGCCACUGCGCCCUCGAGCGCAUCGCCCUCCAGGAGGACAUGAAGCGCAAGGAGACGUGGAACCUCCUCACCGCCAUGUCCGAGUACCUGCUCUGCACGCGGCAUUGGUGAACCACCCGAAGUGACGGGCGGUCCGAUGUCACGCCACACGCCACUCCGCAGGGGAAACUCGCGCGCGCGCGCGCACACACACACACACAUAUGUGUAUACACACACACAUACAGAUACAGACUUGCCACUUGAGAUGACGGCUCACAAUGCAGCUGCGGCACGCGUCAUGGCGAAUAAUAAAAUGAUAAAAGGGCCGCGGCGAGGCGGGCGAGCGUUGUCAUGGGGAACCGGGGUUGGGAGCCGAGACGCAUCGGGGCGUCAUCUUGCUGCCGCGUCCCGCGUAUCUAGUACCGGAGCAGUAGGCAACCGGAAAUUUUGUUGGUGCUGCAUGGCCCGUUCGUUAGCCGAUGCCUCGAAGAUGGGAUCACACCCAAUGGGGCCCGUAUCUAGUACUGGAGCAGUAGACAACCGGACAGAGAUACUGCCGAGAGUACCCUCCAGUCUCGUGCUUUCUACAGUACGCGCCCCUCCCUACCUGAUAGGGAGGGACUGAGCAGAUGCCCGAGAGCGCAUUCGUACACACACUUCUCACCACGACGAGCGCUAUCCAAUCAUCAUCACAUGCAAGAUACAGGGUCCGUUUGCCAUCAUUAGAGUUGGGAAUAAAUUAAUGGUAGCAGUCAAUUAAAAGAGCAAUACCAAUAGCAGAAAGUACAGACAAACACCAGCGGUCGAGUGCCCCAACAAGAGUUCGCAACAGCAAAGUCCCGAAGAUAGCCAGUAGGUGAUCGUUCCUGUAUCCCAACACAUCCGACAACUCGGUGGUGUCAUAGGGCGCCAGCGACUAGCUGAAACGCGGCCGUCAAC